CUACUUCAAAUUCCAAGACCCCCCCACCCCCACCCCACUCCCAAAUUCUCCAAUUCAUACUGUUUUCUUACACAUAACGUCCAUUUCUAUACAUACAUAUAUACACACCAACGGCUACAGUCGUAUACGUAGAAGUGACUGCUUAAUUUGAGAGUGUAUAUAUAGCUGAAACAGCAGAAAUAAUAGGGAGAGGGGAGAAAAGGAAAAUGUCGCCAACGGUGGCGGCGUCGGCGGCGGAGAAACAGGCCGAGCAGCUGAGACAAGACGGGAACACUUACUUCAAGAGAGAUCGAUUUGGCGCCGCCAUUGAUGCUUAUACUGAGGCUAUUGCCUUGUGCCCAAAUGUUCCGAUAUAUUGGACGAAUCGGGCUCUUUGCCAUCGCAAGAGGAAGUAUUGAAUGGACAAGAGUGGAGGAGGAUUGUAGGAGAGCUAUUCAGCUUGAUCAUUAUUCUGUAAAGGCCCACUAUAUGCUUGGUCUUGCGCUGCUGCAAAGAAAAGAAUAUGCAGAAGGUGUUAGGGAAUUGGAAAAGGCAUUGGACCUGGGGAGGGGGGCAAACCCCAAGGGUUACAUGGUAGAGGAGAUAUGGCAAGAGAUUGCCAAAGCAAAAUACUUGCUGUGGGAACAUGAAUCUACCAGGCGCUCUUGGGAACUUCAAAACUUAAAAGAGGUAUGUGCGGCAGCUCUGAAGGAGAAACAUUUCCUUGAUGGUUCUCAAAUGGAAGGUUUUGUAGACGAAAGUGCCAAGUCUACUCUUGAUCAGUUGGAAGCUUUAGACCGAGUAUUCAAGAAAGCGGCUGAAGAUGACAGCCCCACUGAGGUGCCGGACUAUCUAUGUUGUAAAAUCACUUUGGACAUUUUCCGUGAUCCCGUGAUUACUCCAAGUGGGGUUACAUACGAAAGAGCAGUGAUCCUAGACCAUCUACAGAAGGUUGGCAAAUUUGACCCGAUUACCCGUGACCCGCUUUACCCAUCUCAACUGGUACCAAAUUUGGCCAUAAAAGAAGCUGUAAGAGCAUAUCUCGACGCGCACGGGUGGGCGUAUAAGAUGGAUUGAGUCUUAUGAUUUCUUCACCUUGUGAUGUUAUAUUUUUGUUCUGCGUCUCCAUGAUACUCAAUAGUGAGUUUUUACAUUGGGUUGGACUUGUUAGAGAAUUCUGAGGGCCCUAAACAUUGUGAUGACUGCAUGCUGCCAAAAUGUAUACUGCAAUGCAAAUUAGGUUCAUUUGUCGGAAAAUGUAUAGAGUAUACAACCGAGCUUGUACAGUAUUGUAGAAGACCUGUGCCUGGAGAUGAAAAUCAUCUGUCUAUUUGUACUGACCUUAAGCUAUUGUAUUCUCAGAUUGUCAUAACUCUUAUUAUCAUAACUUGGGUUGAAUUCAAAUUUUUCUGUCUGAAGUUAAAUUA
Molecule: messenger RNA, 1406 nt
Organism: Sesamum indicum (sesame)
Lineage: Eukaryota; Viridiplantae; Streptophyta; Magnoliopsida; Lamiales; Pedaliaceae
Source: RefSeq, a predicted model, not a curated record